Molecule: messenger RNA, 831 nt
Organism: Echinococcus granulosus
Lineage: Eukaryota; Metazoa; Platyhelminthes; Cestoda; Cyclophyllidea; Taeniidae
Product: Membrane-bound transcription factor site-1 protease
Exons: 7
Coding region: 1-831 (276 amino acids)
Cellular component (GO): Golgi apparatus
Molecular function (GO): serine-type endopeptidase activity
Source: RefSeq, a predicted model, not a curated record
AUGGGAGUACACGGUCGGAUUGUGGAUAGACCUGUCUUUCACCCCCACCUCAACGGAGAUGGUGGCGGCGUCCUUUUGGACAUCGGUGUAACCUUCUCACGGGACCUCUGGCCGUGGACUGGCUACCUUGCCCUCCACAUCUCCGUCCGUGACACACCCAGGGCGGCAACCUUCCGAGGACUGGGUGAGGGGUGGAUUAGUCUUAAGGUGGAGUCAGAUGAUCCUAAAACCCAGACGACCCUCUCAACCGAAUUGAAGCUGGCACUUCGUGUGCCUAUCAUCCCGACACCCAAACGAGAGAUGCGGAUUCUCUGGGACACCUUCCACAAUAUUCGGUACCCUGCGGCCUACGUGCCUGCGGAUGAUUUGACCAUGACUUUGGCGUCUCUUGAUUGGCUGGGAGACCACAUCCACACAAAUUUUCGCGACCUCUACCUCUCCCUGCGCGGAGCAGGCUACUUUGUUGAAGUCCUUCAGCAACCAUUUACAUGUUUCGACGCCUCGAAAUACGGAACUCUGAUGAUUGUGGAUCCUGAGGAGGAGUUCUGGCCAGAGGAGGUUUCGAAGUUACAGGCUGAUGUUUAUCAGAGGGGCCUUUCCCUUCUCGUCUUUGCUGGCUGGUUCAACACCUCCGUUCAAGCAGCACUAAAAUUCUACGACUUAAAUAAUAGACGUUUGUGGGUGCCAGUCACAGGAGGUACCAAUGUGCCCGCUCUCAACACUCUCCUGGCUCCCUUUGGUGUUCAAUUUGGAGACCGGAUUUUUGGUGAAGGAUUUAAAGUUGGUGAUUUAAUGGGUAAGAGCCUGGUUUCGGUAUUUCACGUUAAUUGA